AGUGUGCGUCGCCCCAGCUGAGUUGGUGAAGUCACCUGACGUUACCCCCCCGCGGAGAGGUGCCAACAGAGGGACAGGAUGCCUAUUCCUCCCCCUCCUCCCCCUGGACCGCCGCCCCCACCCACCUUCAGUCAGGCGAACACGACUCCUCCCAAACUGAGCUCAUCUGAGAAUAAAGGCAGAGGAGCGCUGCUGUCCGACAUCUGCAAAGGCGCCAAGCUAAAGAAGGUCGGUGUGGUUAAUGACCGGAGCGCACCCGUUAUAGAGAAAUCAGGAGGAAGUGGCGGGGGAGGAGGAGGUGGAGGUGGAGGUUUUGGAGGCGGCGCCCCAAUGGGAAUGGGGGGGCUUUUUCAAGGUGGUGUGCCAAAAUUACGCCCAGUUGGAGAUGGAUCAGCAGGAGGUUCAGUAGGCAGAUCUGCACUGAGGCCCCCGGGGUCCCGGUCCGCGGCCCCUCGCCCCCCAACGGGCCGCUCCACUUCACCCUCCCCAGCCAACAAGCCCUCACCACCCGAGCACCAGCGCUCCCACCGCCCCUCUCUCCCCGACAUCUCCCGUCCCUCCAGCAGCAGCGGCUCGUCCACAGGCAGCGGGAUGAAGCACAGCACCUCCGCCCCGCCCCCUCCUCCACCCUUCAACAGGGGCGGCCGUGGCAACGCUCCGCCCACCCCCAACCAGAAAGCACCUUCCACAUCUUCCUCUCACAGCAGAGAGAAGCCCCUCCCCCCAACGCCCAACAGAGGGCCCACGCCCCCCGGCUCCGUGAAGCCGCCAUCUUCCAGCAGACCUCCAACCGGGGGCUCCUCUGCUCCUCCGCCUCCCCCGCCAUACAGACCACACUUGUCAGUCUCCAACGGGCCUUCCCACGUAGACGGGGGCGGCGCGCCGGAGCUGCCACAGAGGCACAACUCGCUGCACAAAAAACACACAUCAGGAGGCGGCAGCCAAGGACGCAGCCACGCGCCUCCACCUCCUCCCUCUUCAUCUCCAUCUUCUCAGCCCAUCUCCAGACCACCACCACCUGCCAGAGAGCCACCUGGACGCAGAGCAGCUCCCCAGGUACCCCCUCCCGGGUCUCGUAACGGAGGUCGGGACGCGCCUCCGCCACCACCCCCAUACCGUGUCAACAGCUCUGCGAUCUCGGAGUCCCUCAACCGAGUGGGAAAACCACCUCCUCCCUCCUCCAUCUCAUCCUCCUCCUCCUCCUCCCGCACCCCGGCCGGACCACCUCCACCCCCACCGCCCAUCAGGAACGGCCACUCCAACAUCUCCUCUUCCAAGUCCAUCAUAGAUGAUUUUGAAUCCAAGUUCAACUUCCACCCGAUUGAAGACCUUCCACCUCCAGAGGAGUACAGGCACUUCAACAAGGUCUACCCCAGCAAAACCAACAAGGCCAUGAUGAGAGGAGCCCCUCCAGCGCCGCCGGUCGGGAGGUGAACGGGCCUCAGCUCAGGACUUGAACUCUCAGUCAGCCGACUCGGUGGACGGUCAGGAGGGAGUGGUGAAGACGCACUCGAAUCACAAACACACUAAACACACACAGAUAUUCACCAAACAUUAAACCACCAGCCAGAAGCACAGUGGCCAAAAAAAGUUAACACUACCACAGCACGCAGGUCUGACACUACUCGGCGGUCACUUUCUCACUUUGCACGAGAGAAUAAAAAAACACUCAGACGAGAAGCCGUCAUGACUGCGACCACCUCGACUCCUCUGCUGACCGGAAGCAGAAGCCUCUGCUCCACACGACAUAUCAGGACCAAACUCCCAACGCUUCCCGCUCGGUGCAUUCCACCUUUUUUUAAAUGCAUAUUCAUGAUGACGAUGUUGAUUUUCAUAACUCUGAAUUACAUCUUUUGUUUAUUUAA
Messenger RNA from Paralichthys olivaceus (Japanese flounder), 1865 nucleotides. NCBI's taxonomy places the organism in Eukaryota, Metazoa, Chordata, Actinopteri, Pleuronectiformes, Paralichthyidae. The record is from RefSeq and is a predicted model, not a curated record.